AAUGUGGCAUUUAGAGAGGUGAAGAAAAGUGUCUCGAGUCCGUUGUUGCAACAAGACGGUCCAGUUGAAAGUGUACAUUCGUCAAUGAUCGAAUUGCUGAGCAGUGCUGAUAUUGCACAACAGCUAUCAAUUUUCCACAUGCAGUUGUUUGAGGCGACCGAUGAAAUAGAACUCAUCACUCAGGUGUUUGGUCGAGACCAAUUCCCCGGUCGAAUCCCUUCUAAUCUGGAUCUGUUAAUGCGACGAUUCAAUGAGGUACAAUUUUGGACAACCACCGAGGUUUUGCUGGCGCAUGGAGCAUCGAAACGAGUCGCUAUGCUAAAGAAAUUCAUCAAAAUUGCUGCACAGUUAGUGAUGAAGCUGAUUUUUGUUAUGUGA
Messenger RNA from Anisakis simplex (herring worm), 378 nucleotides. Lineage: Eukaryota; Metazoa; Nematoda; Chromadorea; Rhabditida; Anisakidae. The record is from the annotation of a GenBank genome assembly.